Molecule: messenger RNA, 1851 nt
Organism: Helobdella robusta
Lineage: Eukaryota; Metazoa; Annelida; Clitellata; Rhynchobdellida; Glossiphoniidae
Exons: 11
Coding region: 1-1851 (616 amino acids)
Cellular component (GO): plasma membrane
Molecular function (GO): protein binding
Source: RefSeq, a predicted model, not a curated record
AUGCAAAAAGCUCUAUCACAUCGGACGUCGUCGCCAUUGUCGUCACCACAACCAUCACCAUCAUUACCAGAAUGUGACCGGAUCAUAAGAAGCAAUAGCCAAUCCAGUGGGAUCAUUAAAAGUCCCUAUUAUCCGGAACCCUCCCCUCGGGACAUCCUCUGCCAUUACGACAUUAACGGCCUAGUAGACAGGCAAAAUUUAGAGAAGGUUCAACUCUUCAUCGAAGAUAUCGACAUUGGGGAGGAUUAUGUGGAGGAGUAUGUAGAUACUGUGGUUGCGAGAGGUGUGGCUGUCGGCGGUGCUGCCGCUUCUGCUGCUGCUGGGAGGAAUGUUGCAAGAUUUAAUAGAUCAAAAUGUCAGAACGGGGCCCUCCAGGCAUACACCACGAGGGCCAGCCAGAAGAGCCUUGCCAUGUAUAAAAUCGAACUGCAGGAGCAAUCCACGACUAAAGUCAGCCUGCCAAUUCCGGAUUAUGAGUUUUGUGGGACGUCUGGGAAUGGGAGGUUCGGAUCUUAUAGUAUCACGUCAGAUUCGCCCAAAAUGCUUCUCAUCUAUGAUACGUUCGGGGCAAGGUCAAGGAGGGGUUUCAAAGUUAGGUACCAGUUUUCUACGGACUACGCCAUACCGGGUACAGCUAUUAGCGGGGAAUCGCCCUGCCAUUUCCAGUAUAUGAGUACAUCGGCUAUACAGGGCACCUUUAAUUCUCCCCGCCACCCUUCUAACUACCCCGACAACACCUACUGCGUGUAUGAAUUCCACGGUCAGCCCGAUGAGAUUGUGAGGUUGACCUUUGAAAAUUUUCAAGUCGAAGAUGAUGCCAACUGUUCUAAAGAUUUCGUGAAGAUUUUUAAAUGGUUGCCGCCCAAGCUUGAAGAAGAAGGACAGCAGCAGCAGCAGGUGGAGAAUCUGGAAUUCGUGCCUGUGGGCCAUUACUGCGGGGAGAGGUUUCCAGGGCCCCAAGAUGAAGAUAGUCAGAUCAUGAGAGUGACCUUGAACUCUGACGGACACACAGUUUACAAGGGGUUUAGAGCUCGUUAUGAAUUUGUCAAGAGGCAACCGCCAGACAAAAAGUGUUUCCACAGCAUCACGAACAUCGGGGGCGGGGUCAUAAACUCCCCCAACUACCCCCACAAAUACACGACCAAUAAGACUUGCGAGUGGAUCGUGUACGGCCGUUCCAAAGCCAAUAAGAUUCUUCUGACGUUUGAUAUUUUUAGCAUCGAGGGAAAUCCCAACGAAAAAAAAAGCUUCAAAUCAAAUCAAACCAAAUUGAGCGUAGAGAUCGGUUGUGGGAAUGCAGUCCUGAAGAUCUACUCGACGUCUCGGAGCAACAUGCCAGCCUACGAACUCUGCGGCGACAAUGACACCAUCGAUAACCUCCAGAUCAUCACCAAAUCUAAUGUCCUCAGAUUAAAAUUUGUCAGCACAGCUAAAGCCACCGGAGGAAAAGGGUUCCGACUGCCCUGGACCGAGAUACUGCCCAUGAAGGGAGGCAGAUGUCCAGGGUUCCUCUGCGAGAAGAGUGGACACUGCAUACCAAAUGACAUGAAGUGCAACGGCGUGGCAAAUUGUGGAAAGAAUGACCGCUCUGACGAGUUAAAAAACUGCGAGACCAGCACACUGAAUGUCGUCCUCUGUGUCCUCGGCGUCUGCUUCCUCCUUCUCAUCCUCGGCGGGCUACUCUGGCUCUACUGCAAAAGGAAGAAAAAGAAACCGGAAAAGGAUCAAAAAAUUCCGGAAGUACGUAUCGUUACUGGGGUUUCCGAAAAACGUCCUCGGAGUGCAAAUCGUAAAAAGAGAAGGAAGAAACGCAGGAUGAAGGAGAAGACGGAGAUGAUCACGAUCAUGUGA